UGACCUCACCAGUAUGGCCGCCAUGUUCUGUUAACUUCGUCACGUCCGGCUCGUGCUCAAAGGAAACACCGAUAUCAACCCGUUGCUUCCGGUAAUGCCUCCUUUUCGGCAGCGGCUAUUUUCUCGCCAACAUGCCACUCGCAAAAGACUUGUUGCACCCAUCCCCUGAUGAGGAGAAGAGGAGGCACAAGAAGAAGCGUCUUGUUCAGAGUCCCAACUCUUACUUCAUGGAUGUGAAAUGUCCAGGAUGCUACAAGAUCACGACGGUGUUCAGCCACGCUCAGACAGUCGUGCUGUGUGUUGGCUGUUCAACAGUCCUGUGUCAGCCCACUGGAGGCAAAGCACGUCUCACAGAGGGGUGCUCAUUCAGGAGGAAGCAGCACUAGCUGUUCUCCCCGGAGCUGAAGGGGAGAGGAGGGGAUGGACUGGUUGAUAUCAGCGCCUUCUGCCUCCUGCUAUGGCGGCAGACCCCGCGGUCAGAUCUGAAACAAGACCUGAAGACGAACUGGACAGCAGAUGGAUUUCCACAGUUCAUGUCAAAAGAUCGGUUGUUGCUGUAACUCCACCCUUCAACCCUGUCUCUCUUAAUAAAAUAUUGUUUUGGCUAAA
Messenger RNA from Etheostoma cragini (Arkansas darter), 609 nucleotides. It is a transcript of the gene rps27.1, whose product is annotated as ribosomal protein S27, isoform 1. Bases 132 to 386 code for a protein of 84 amino acids. Gene Ontology annotation, biological process: ribosomal small subunit assembly; translation. NCBI's taxonomy places the organism in Eukaryota, Metazoa, Chordata, Actinopteri, Perciformes, Percidae. Gene Ontology annotation, molecular function: structural constituent of ribosome; RNA binding. The record is from RefSeq and is a predicted model, not a curated record. Gene Ontology annotation, cellular component: ribosome; cytosolic small ribosomal subunit. The transcript has 4 exons.